Molecule: messenger RNA, 188 nt
Organism: Prorocentrum cordatum
Lineage: Eukaryota; Dinophyceae; Prorocentrales; Prorocentraceae
Source: the annotation of a GenBank genome assembly
GACGUAGACGCGCAGAUCACUCCCGAGGAGAUCAGCGUAGGGGCGCAGCAGAUCUACCGUGCAUUGGCGGGGAAAUACCAGGACGUGAACGGUAAGAAGCAGAAAGUCAUGGGAGACAUGACGAAAGUUCGCUACGUCCCCGGACUCGGCAGAGCUGCCCACAAGUUGCUCGCGAACAUCGAGCACAC